Molecule: messenger RNA, 729 nt
Organism: Entrophospora sp. SA101
Lineage: Eukaryota; Fungi; Glomeromycota; Glomeromycetes; Entrophosporales; Entrophosporaceae
Source: the annotation of a GenBank genome assembly
AUGAAUGAUAUUAGCAGUUACCAAGAAGGUUCCAUAGUUCGUGUUUCUUUAAAGAACUUUGUAACAUAUGAUUCAGUAGAAUUUAAUCCUGGGCCAAAUCUUAAUAUGAUUAUUGGACCUAAUGGAACUGGUAAAAGUACUAUAGUUUGUGCCAUUGCCCUUGGUUUGGGCUGGAAUACCUCGCUCCUUGGACGUGCAAAAGACAUUUCAGAUUUUAUAAAACAUGGACAAGAUCGUGCCUCGAUAGAAAUUGAGUUGAAAUGCAAGGAUGAUAAUGUGGUGGUAACGCGUCUUCUCACAAAGGUUGAUAAUAAAACUCUAUGGAAGUUAAAUGGUGAGAAAACCACACUUAAAAAUAUUCAGAGUACGGUCGAAACAUUAGAAUCUAGGCAAAGUGACUUAUUAAGCAAAGAAGGUCUGCUUAGACAAUUGAAAGAACAAGAAACUACUAUUAAAUCUGAAAUUAGUAAAUUAAAGGAUUCUAAAAAUAAUUUACUUGAAGAGAAAAGAAAAGCUCAGCAAAUAGUGAGUAGCCACGCACGAGCAAGAGCUAAACUGGACCAAAAGAGAGAUGCCUUACAACGUGAAAUCGACUUGCCUGAGACAAUUAAAGAACAGGAGAUUUCUUUAAAAGAAAAACUUUGUGAAUCAGCAAGAGGGAAGGCCAGAGUUUUUGAUGAAUAUCAGUCAACAUUAAACGAAACUAUUGAAGUGUUUAUAAAUCAUUAA